UCAUAGCAGUCCCAGCCAAGCCCAGGAGCAAGAGUGAGAGAGAGAGAGUGAGAGAGAGAGAGAGAAACAGGAAAAGUUUCCCAAAUGGAUUUCUUUGGAGGAGUCAGACCUUUAUUAUUUUCUUAUGUACUCAUUAACGGUAUACUGAUCACAUUGCAGUCUAAAGAGGAGGUUCUAUUGGAUAUGAGGGCAACAGAAGGUGAACUGGGCUGGCUGACAUGGCCCUUAGGCCAGGGAGACAAACCCGGGUGGGAGGUCGUCCAGAGGGCUCUGAACGGCUCCCAGCUUUAUACCUACUCCAUCUGCAAUGUUGGGGAACGUGAGCAGGACAAUUGGCUGCGCACCACCUUCAUCCAGAGGCGCCCAUCGGCUUCACGGGUUUUUGUUGAAAUCCAGUUUAUUGUGCGUGACUGCAACUCUUUCGACGGUGCCUCACUGACCUGCAAAGAAACCUUCAACCUCUUCACAUCUGAGUCGGAUGCAGAUGUGGGCACUACCUUCCGGAAGGGCCAGUUUAAGAAAGUGGCCACCAUUGCUCCCGAUGAGAUCACUGGCAAAAACGAACUACGCAUCAACACAGAGACGAAAGUGGUGGAAAACCUGUCUCGAAAAGGCUUCUACUUGGCUUUUCAAGACAUUGGAGCCUGCGUUGCUCUCCUCUCUGUCAGAGUCUACUACAAAACUUGUGCAUCCACAGUGAAGAGCCUUGCGACAUUCCCUGAGACCGUGGCAGGAGGUGAAAACCCGGCUCUUAAGGAAGUGAGCGGGGUCUGUGUGGAUAACGCAGUCAGUGAGGAGCUGCCUCGCAUCUACUGCACCGUGGAUGGGGAGUGGGUGGUGCCAGUUGGACAGUGUCAGUGCAGACCAGGCUAUGAAGAGAUCAAAAAUACGUGUCAAGAAUGUCAGCCUGGCUUCUUCAAAGCCGAUGCUCUCAGUGACAAGUGUGAACAGUGUCCUACCAAUACCCAGAGGCUUGACUCCGGGGCUUUGUUCUGUCCCUGCAAGGAUGGAUUCUACAGAGCCCCAACCGAUCCCCCUACUGGACCCUGCUCAGGUGUUCCCUCUGCCCCGCGGGACCUCGUGGCCACCACCACCCAGCUCUCAGCAGGAAAACUCCUCCUCUCUUGGAGUCCACCAGAAGACACCGGAGGGCGAACUGACGUCACCUACAGCGUUGAAUGCCAGCGCUGCGACGGCAUACUGUGCCAGCCCUGCGGAGAGAAAAUCCGCUAUGAGCCCACCAACGUGGGCCUGACUGACACCAAGGUUUCAGUGAGCGAGCUGGAUGCUCACCUCAACUACACCUUCACCGUGGAGGCACACAGUGGCGUGACGCUGUCCGCCAGUCAGCCACCAUCAACCAGCGCCCUGACUACAUUUCUGCACUACACAGAUCCUCCCAAGUUAACCUCUAUGAGACUGGUUGAUAGGACCCCCACCAGCUUGUCCCUCUCCUGGGACGUAUCACCCCGGCCACGGAUCCAGCCUCAGCCCAUCCGCUAUGAACUGACCUAUCGCAAGAAGGGUGACAACCUGGAUGUGACUACCUACGUCGUGCACAUGCUGGAGAAGAACUCUGUACAGAUCAGCGAACUGGCCCCCGGCACAGCAUACCUGUUCAGGGUGCAGGCCCUCAGCAGCGACGGCAGCGCCGGAGCCUCCAGCAUCGAGGAACAGUUUGAGACCUCCUCUGAAGCAGGACACCCUAACCCGAACACAGCAGUGGUUUUGGCUGCAGCAGUUGGAGGAGCGGCCAUGUUGUUCAUAGUGGUCGUGGUCCUGUUCCUACGCAGACGGAAAAGAAACUCUCACACCAGACAAGGACCAGAGGACACCUACUUCUCCAGCUCAGAGCAAUUGAAGCCUCUGAAGACCUACGUGGAUCCACACACAUACGAGGACCCCAACAUAGCCGUGCUGAAGUUUGCUACUGAAAUCCAACCCAGCCACAUAACCAAACAGAAAGUCAUUGGAGCUGGGGAGUUUGGAGAGGUGUACCGUGGUAUUCUGAAGGUGCCGGGGAGGAAAGAGGUGGCGGUGGCUAUCAAGACCCUGAAGCCGGGCUACACGGAGAAGCAGAGGCAGGACUUUCUGAGCGAGGCCUCCAUCAUGGGACAGUUUUCCCACCAGAACAUUAUUCGAUUGGAGGGGGUGGUCACCAAAUGUAAGGAUUUCUUUAAACAUGCCAUGAUCGUGACUGAAUACAUGGAGAAUGGAGCACUGGACAGGUACCUGAAAGACCACGAUGGCGAGAUUUCCUCCUUCCAGCUUGUGGGCAUGCUACGUGGCAUUGCUGCAGGCAUGAAGUACCUCUCUGACAUGAGCUACGUCCACCGGGACCUGGCUGCCCGCAACAUCCUCGUCAACAACACCCUGGAGUGUAAAGUGUCAGACUUCGGCCUGUCCCGUGUGCUGGAGGACGACCCUGAGGGGACGUACACCACAAGUGGAGGCAAGAUCCCCAUUCGCUGGACUGCUCCAGAGGCAAUAGCGUACAGGAAGUUCACCUCAGCUAGUGAUGUGUGGAGCUUUGGCAUUGUCAUGUGGGAGGUCAUGGCUUUUGGCGAACGGCCUUACUGGGACAUGAGUAACCAUGAGGUCAUGAAAGCUAUCAACGAGGCCUUUAGGCUGCCGGCGCCUAUGGACUGCCCCUCAGCCGUUUACCAGCUGAUGCUGCAGUGUUGGCUGCAGGACCGCUCCAAGAGGCCACGUUUCGGAGACAUUGUCAGCCUGCUGGACAAGCUGCUGCGGAGCCCAGACUCCCUGAAGACCAUCGCGGACUUUGACCCACGUGUAUCCAUCCGCCUGCCCAGCACCAGCGGUUCGGACGGCUCCCCCUUCAGGUCGGUGUCUGAAUGGCUGGAGUCCAUCAAGAUGAACCAGUACAGUGAGAACUUCACGUGCGCUGGGAUUGUCACCAUGGACCAGGUCCUCCAGAUGAAGAACGAGGAUAUUAAGAACAUCGGGGUGAGGCUUCCUGGCCAUUUGAAGAGAAUUGCCUACAGCAUAUUGGGUUUAAAGGACCAGACGAGCACCCUGAGCGUGUUUGCAGUGUGAUCGUGUCGGCGAAGGGAAUUAAAAUCGGGCACUGAAGCAGGCAGCCCUUUGAACUCUAAGCUGAGCUGGAGCGACUCUGCAGGGACGGCGCUGGAUCGGCAAAACCGAGGAUAUCAGCCCAUCCUCUGGGGCCGACUGAAUCAGACUGAUUUUAUGAUUUCUUCAUCUUGUCCACAUGGGAAUGGAGCAAAUUAUACAACGGCAGUAGAUGACUCGAUUAGACUCUGUAUAUUUAGAUAUCUAUUUUUAUUACCCAUGUCUUCUGUACAGAUACAAUUCAGUGCAAAUGAAUUUAUUAUUUUUUCAAUCAUCAAUCCAGUUGAUGGGAACAGCCUCAGCUACAGGACUAGACCCUGAGCUCGUUCCCUCCAGUGUCUAACAAACAAGGGAAGCGCAGUCAGUGUGAUAAUAGGGGUGCAGUGGAAUCCAGCCCCGGCUCAGUCUGUGGUCAGUGCUGAUGUCAUGGCGUCUCCCUUUAAUUGGCCCUUUUUGGUCCCUUUCCCGUUGGACCAAUGCGGACGGAGCGCCAGGAGGGCUGCGAAUGAGCUUGAGUUGGCCCAGAUUUAAAGAGACGGUGUCGUUAGGUGUGUGAACACAGACCGACCUGGUGUUGUUUCUGGACCUUCUACUGGCUCUGUGCAGAAAUUAAGCUAUAAUCACGCUAUAAUCAUAUAAGUGGUGUUAGAAUAUAUAUGAGGUACUCUUUUUGUACAGAUUCACUGUUUCCUUUUUUCUUUGUGUUUGGGUAAACACCCCCAAAAAAAAACAUUGCGAUUAUGAACUUAUAAUGUAGCACUUGGAUCAAGAAUUUCAUGAUCUCUUUUCUUUUUGUCUCAGAAUUGCAAGAAAAAUGACAAAAAAACUCCUGAACUACAGGAAUGGUAUCAAAAGCUGUUUUCAGACAUGAACUCCAGAGAAUGUCCUCACAAUGGGGUGCAGACUUUCUCCGGAGUUUGACUUUUAAACAUGAUCAACGCAGCAGGAGGUUCUCGGCUCAGACGUGCUCACUACAACACAGGAACUCUGGAGGUGAGGGCUGGUGCAGCAGGUGGCAGGAGGUAACGUCGGAAAUCACGUGUUUUUGUUCACAACACAUCAACACCGACGUCGUCUCUUAUAACCAAAAACUCUUGACCUCUUUGUCGGCGUCUUCUGCGUGCCACCGCUUAUCCUGAGAUAUUUGUAUUCUUUUUGUUUUUCAUUUUUGCAUCUGUCGCGUGCUAGAAACGUCAUCAACCCCCCACUCGCUCAUGGUGAAUCCUCCUGAGGAUCUCCUGCUGUUUUCUCACAUCGGGUUUUUCAGACAUUAUCCAAAGGUUUUACUAGGGGGCUGGCAGGAGAAACUUCUCACAUACAGCCCCUCCAGCGAAUGUCCGGAGAUUAUCAGGAGUUCAGUGCUUGUCUGAGAGCAGCUGAAGUGCGAAAUUCAACAAGUUUCAAUUAGAGUGCAGCACAUGUGUUGGCAUGCCGGUAAUGAAGAGGCAGAUGGGGAAGUUUACCUCCAGUAUAAAAAGAAAAAAAAAAUCACAAUGAGUUUUGUUGUGGUUGAAAUGAUUUCAUACUUAAUAAUAGUUUGGUUUUGCAAUUUCAAUGUUAAUGUUUUAGAAGCUUCUCAUCUUUUCUGGUGAGUGGAUGAAACUAAACAGAAAUUGUCUCUAUAAGCUUUGACAAUAAAGCAUUUUGACUUGUUUGUAGACAUUUGAAGACAUUUUGAGGAGUGUGUGUGGGAGCAGGAGUCUGCUCCCACACACAACUCAACCCCCCCUCCCCCCCUUCUCUUAAUUGAUGACUGCAAAUCGUUGUGUUACUGAUGUGCACCUUCCUUUACUUGAAUUUUUAAUUUGUUUUCAAUUGUAUCUUUGAUUCUAUUGUAGCUGAUAGACCCAUCUUCGGAAAAGGGAUUUUGUUUUCUGCUUUACUGGUUGCAAUUACACUUUGUACAUUUUGUAUGAUUUCACUAUUUGCCAUAUAACCAAACUGAAUAUUUUUUUAUGUUGUUCCCAUCACCUUCCUCCAAAGAGAUGUCUCUUACUUCUGCUGUCUUUCCAAACAUUUUGAGAGUUCCCUCAUCAAAGAGCAAACUUUUUUUUUUUUCCCCUGUUGUUUUAUACUGUAUUUAAUAGUCUAUUUAUUUUUUACUUUUAUUUAUUUAUCCUGAUAAACACUGAGCUGGGAUUAUAACUGAAGGUUGCUCUCUCUCUCAUUCUUAAUAAUAAUAAUAAUAAUUAAAAAAAAAUCUUAAAUGUCCAUUUAUUGCGGAGUUAUUCACCUGACAUUGCCUUUGGUGCAUUUGUUGAGCAAUAAAGCCUUACAUGAAA
Hippoglossus stenolepis (Pacific halibut) is the source of this 5375-nucleotide messenger RNA. RefSeq names its product eph receptor A2 b (gene epha2b). Gene Ontology annotation, cellular component: plasma membrane; neuron projection. Gene Ontology annotation, biological process: protein phosphorylation; axon guidance; cell surface receptor protein tyrosine kinase signaling pathway. The record is from RefSeq and is a predicted model, not a curated record. Gene Ontology annotation, molecular function: transmembrane-ephrin receptor activity; protein binding; ATP binding. The transcript has 17 exons. Lineage: Eukaryota; Metazoa; Chordata; Actinopteri; Pleuronectiformes; Pleuronectidae. Bases 85 to 3057 code for a protein of 990 amino acids.